Molecule: messenger RNA, 1398 nt
Organism: Triticum turgidum subsp. durum (durum wheat)
Lineage: Eukaryota; Viridiplantae; Streptophyta; Magnoliopsida; Poales; Poaceae
Source: the annotation of a GenBank genome assembly
AUGAUGAAGCCGCAGCACGGCGCGGCCGGCGGCGGCGGGCACGGGCGGCGGACGCCGUUCCUGACCUCGUACGCGCUCACGCUCGCCUUCAUCACCUUCGUCUCCCUGCUCUACUUCAAGGACUUCACCUCCACGCUCCACCAGCCCUUCCUCCACCACCCGCCGCCCCGCCACCGCCCCAGGCCCCACCACCCCAGGCCCCAUCCCCAUGUCCCCGUGGGCGGCAAGGUCGGACCGGUGGUGGCUGAGAAGAAGGCCGCCGCCGCCGCCGCGGAGGAUGAGGAGAAGGUGCCGGGCUCCCGCUCGGCGGCGGCGGCGGUGCUGUCGCUGCCGUUUGCGGUGGGGCGUGCGGCGGCGGGCUGCGACGUGGCCCGCGGCGAGUGGGUGUACGACGAGGCGGCGCGGCCGCUGUACCAGGAGGAGGAGUGCCCCUACAUCCAGCCGCAGCUGACCUGCAAUGCGCACGGCCGCCCCGACACCGCCUACCGCCACUGGCGGUGGCAGCCCCGCGGCUGCUCGCUCCCAAGCUUCAAUGCGACUCUGAUGCUGGAGAUGCUGCGGGGCAAGCGCAUGCUGUUUGUUGGCGAUUCGCUCAACCGCGGGCAGUACGUGUCGUUGGUCUGCCUCCUGCACCGGGCCAUUCCUGAGAGUGCCAAGUCCAUGGAAACAUUUGACUCGCUCACAGUUUUCAGAGCAAAGGACUACAAUGCCACGAUUGAGUUCUAUUGGGCCCCCUUUCUAGCUGAAUCAAAUUCCGACGAUGCUGUUGUUCACCGUGUCACGGAUAGAAUAGUAAGGGGCACAGCCAUUGAAAAGCACGCCAAGUUUUGGAAAGGAGCUGACGUUGUGGUAUUCAAUACCUACCUGUGGUGGAUGACCGGACAAAAGAUGAAAAUUCUGCAAAAUUCCUUUGAAGAUAAGAACAAGGACAUCAAAGAAAUGGAAACAGAGGAUGCAUAUGGGAUGGUCCUGAAUGCCGUGGCGAAAUGGGUCGAGAACAACAUGGACCCAAAAAGUUCAAGGGCGUUUUUUGUCACUAUGUCACCUACUCAUACCCAGAGCAAAGAUUGGGGCGACAAGUCUGAUGGAAACUGCUACAACCAAACUACCCCAAUCAAAGAUUUGUCUUACUGGGGACCAGGCACUAGCAAGGGCCUGAUGCGGGUUAUCGGCGAAGUGUUCAGUGCUUCUAAGGUCCCCGUUGGGGUCGUCAACAUCACCCAGCUCUCCGAGUACCGCAAAGACGCGCACACCCAGAUAUACAAGAAGCAGUGGAACCCGCUGACCCCGGAGCAGAUCGCCAACCCAAAGAGCUACGCCGACUGCACCCAUUGGUGCCUCCCGGGACUCCAGGACACCUGGAACGAGCUGCUCUACGCGAAGCUCUUCUUCCCUUGA